AUGCGCCCCAACAUAGCUCGAAUUCAGCUCGUGAGUUCACACCCUGAGGUUUACGAUCCGUGUGAUGAUUCGUUUGCAUUGGUUGAUGCAUUGCUAGCCGAUAGAGCUAGCCUAAUCGACCACCGUCCGUCGAUUUGUAUGGAAAUCGGCUGCGGUAGUGGCUACGUCAUCACUUCGCUCGCUCUGCUGCUCGAGAAAGAGUGCUCUGGCUUGUACUACAUUGCAACGGACAUAAACCCCCACGCCACCACAGUGACGCACGAAACACUAGCAGCGCACGGGUGCUCUGCUGAGGUCGUGCACACGGAUAUUGCAUCGGGGCUGGAGAGGCGCUUGGCCAGAAGUGUGGACGUGAUGCUGGUGAACCCGCCUUAUGUGCCGACUCCGGAUGCAGAGGUUGGCUGCCGCGGAAUCGCCUCCUCCUGGGCUGGGGGAGAGGAUGGGAGGCGUGUUAUCGAUAGGAUAUUGCCGGUCGCGGAUGACCUCCUGUCGGAUAAGGGCUGGCUGUACAUGGUUACACUCACUGCGAAUAACCCCGUGGAAUUGUGUGUACAAAUGAGGAAGAAAGGGUAUGCUUCUCGGAUUGUCCUGCAGAGAUCGACUGAAGAAGAGAGCCUCAACAUCAUCAAGUUCUGGCGGGAUGUGGAUACUUUGCAGGAGGCUAAUGAGUGUACGGAAGUUGAGAAAACGGAGAAUGGGAUCGGGUUGGGAUUGCCUCAUUUUUCUCCGUUCUCGUAUUGGAAUUAUGGGAACCGCACUGCAAACUAG
Salvia splendens (bonfire salvia) is the source of this 768-nucleotide messenger RNA. Its product is annotated as methyltransferase N6AMT1-like. The transcript has a single exon. Lineage: Eukaryota; Viridiplantae; Streptophyta; Magnoliopsida; Lamiales; Lamiaceae. Gene Ontology annotation, cellular component: eRF1 methyltransferase complex. The coding region runs from base 1 to 768 and encodes 255 amino acids. Gene Ontology annotation, biological process: methylation. The record is from RefSeq and is a predicted model, not a curated record. Gene Ontology annotation, molecular function: protein methyltransferase activity; nucleic acid binding; S-adenosylmethionine-dependent methyltransferase activity.